UGCUGCUUCUCGGCCGGUUGGCCCAACCAGAUCUCGCCGCCGUCCCGUCCAUCGCCGUCGCCGCUCCUUGGUGGGCGCGGGGCCUUCCUCUCCUCCUCCUCCUCCGCCCACGCCGUCGCCGCCGUCAUCCUCAUCGCCUUCCUCCUCCUCACGCUGCUCUCCCUCUCCACCUCCAUCUACACCCACAUCCCACCACCACCUGUAGCAGCAGCAGCAGGGCCAUGAAGACCAAUAGGAGUCCUCCGCUCCGGCGACCUCUCCUCGCCGCCCCGCGCCCCUUCCACCUCCUGAUGCGCAGCGCCAUCGACGCCUUCCCCGCCGUCCAUUUCGCCCGCUUCGGCCGCCCCGUCACCGGCGGCCUGCCCUCCGCCUCCUGCGCAGCACCAGGACCACCGAGACCGUCUUGGUCUUGGUCUUGCAGGAGAAGCUCUUCUAGGCAAAGCACAGCAACCUGCAUUACCUGAAUGAGUUUCAGGGGCUGAGGAAGGAAGACAGCAAGUGGUUCUUGGAGUUGAAAAAAAGGCUCAACGCCGGGGUCCAUGCGCGAGCUGGUCGGCAGGGCGGUCUUCCUCUUCCUCUUCCUCAAGGGGAGGGAGAAGAAGAAGGCCGAGGUGCUCCGGUGAUCCAUUUUCCGGCAUGAGAUCAGCUGCAACUUUCGACGGAGAUCUUCCAGCAUGUGGGGGACUAGUUGAUGAGGCAUUAUGGAAGACAUGCAUCAGUUUGAUUAGACGCGCUGCUUAGUUGACAUUCCGUUCAGCCAAAAAGACAAAGCAGGGAUCCUCUUGGCUAUUUAGCUCUUUCAUGACUUUGUGUCUCUCCACAGCACAUUUCAACAUGUCACUGGUACACAAUUUAUAGCCUUUUCAUCUACGUAGGCGUCCUGUGCAGCUACUCUUUAAAUGGGCGCACACAAGUACAAGAUUUUUUUGAGUCCUGUGGCAGAUAGGCAUUUGGUUGAUUAGACGUGCUGAUUAGUUGACAUUCCAUUCGGCCAAAGGACAAGGUGGCGUAACCAACAAUAAUUCUGCCCUUUCUAGGAGGAAUCCUGAAAAGUGUUAUACUACCAAACUCAGCAAGUAGUACUUCUCACUGGAUUGCUCUUUGCAGGACAUGAUGAUGCAUGUAAAGAUUGUCAUCUAAGUAAGUUGCUCAUGUCUGCUCUGCUAGAGUGGUUAGCACCUGAUGCCUUUGCAGGCUCCAGGACAUGGGAAUCAAAUGAAAGAGGGCGAGACCCAAGAGGCGCUCCACUCACUAGUCUGCACUGGAAGCAAGCAUCGGUAUAUGUGGAAAAAGCUGGAGAUGCAAAGGCAAAGCAAAGCUCCCAGGAAAGGAGAAAGGUGGCUCCACUGCACUGCAUGGCAUGGCUGUUGCAUGGAGUAAAAGUGAAACCAACUAAGCAAAUCUCACUCACUCACCCAGCAAGUCCAACUGCAGGCAGCAGGCAGGGCCUCAUUUACAAAAGGGCUCGGCCCCUUCUGAACCCAGAGCUAGCUAGGGAAGACGAAGCAGCAGCAAGACCUGAUAGUCAGUGAUAAUCCAUCCAGGAGCAGCAGCAGCAGUGUAGGUUGAUCAGACUGUACACACACACACACACACACCCAUACAUGUCGUUGGAGGAUCCACGGAGCGCGAUGGAGGGGAGGGCGAGGCGGCGCGCCAGCCCGUCCGGGAUGCGCACCAAGGCAGUCAGGGUGGAGCCGGAGCCGCCGCCGCCGACCAGGAGGCACGAGCCAGGGACGAGGGCGGCGGUGGUGUACUACCUGUGCCGGAAUCACCACCUGGAGCACCCGCACUUCAUGGAGGUGCCCCUCGCCUCCCCGCAAGGCCUCUACCUGCGAGAUGUGAUUGGCCGGCUGGACGCCCUGAGAGGGAAGGGCAUGGCAGCCAAGUAUUCCUGGUCCUGCAAAAGGAGCUACAAGACUGGGUUCGUGUGGCACGACCUUUCUGCGGAUGAUCUGCUGCUGCCCACGCAAGGAACAGAGUACGUUCUCAAGGGCUCCGAGCUCCCGUUCGACCACUCAAAGCCCCUGCCAAUGCCAGAUCAUCAGCAGAAUAAUGCAGCAUGUGCAAAGGUUCAGCCCUGCAAGCCGGCUCGACAACAAGAGUCGCCUCCUUCUCCUGGAUCAUCGAACCAGGGGUGGACUUCCAAGUCUCCGUCUCCUACUCCUACAACUUACCCUGCAGUUCCAGUCAUCAAAGAGGAAGUACCGCCGCCGCCGCCACCACCACCACCAUCAACAACAACAACAACAGCUCGUGCAGCUGUUGUUCCAGCCAUGAAAGAGCACGCGGUGCCACCGCGACUUCUCCAGCUGGUCUCGCUGUCAUCACCAUCUGCAUCCACCACUGGGGAUGAAGAGCAAUGCAGAUUGCCACCACAUUCAGGCUCCUCGAGCAUCUCCUCCCCCAAGACAAGCAUGGCUUCCUCAGAUACAAGCUCACCCAGCCCUCCCAAACCCGCAGCGGCAGGGAGCGACGCGGCCACACAGACGGAUGAUAAAGCGCGGUGGGACGACGUGAAGCUGCAGCACAGACAGGGCACAGCAAGAGCAUCAUCAUCGCCGGAAGGGCCGGAGAUCGUCGUGGACGAGGAAUCCCGUUGCACGCGUGCGCCCGCAGGGGAGGACCAGCCUCGCAGCAGGAGGAGCGGGACCCUGCAGUCUCUGAUACGGGCGGAGGCGGCCGGCAGGAGGAGGUGCCUUCCUCUGCCGGUGGAGGACGACAGGGCUGCUGCUGCUGCUGCUGCUGCCACGGGCGGCUCCGUCAGCGGUAGGCUGAAGCCGGCCAACCUGCUGAUGCGCCUCAUGGCCUGCGGGCCGAGCCACCCCGGCGGCUUCAGCUUGGUGCAGACGUCGUCGUACAAGCCGUGUUUCCCGCAGCUCGAGUACCCGUCGUCUCCGGAGCUGUCUCCUCUCGGCGCACUGAAGCCCGCAGAAAAUUGCAGUGGCCGCCUGCUCGACAGUGCACUUAAACGCUCUUCUUCUUCGUCGCGCAGUCACCAGGAAGGAGUUAUCUGCGAAGAAGAAGAAGCGUGGCCGAAAGGGUUUAACAACAACCUGUCGAGAAGCGCGAGCAAGAGGACGAGCGAUCCGUCGUCGGGGAGGACGGCCUCUUGUUCAAAGGCGGUGUCGUUCCGGGACGAAUAGGCGACGAAGAUGGAAGAAAUUAAGGAAGGAACGCUUCAGGAGCUCAUCCACUGCAUAAUGAAUUGCUUCAACAAACUCAGCAGUACGUCCGGUUUGGAACUGGAUGCAGCUAUUCUUCUUCUUCUUUUCUUGUGUCUGUGAAUUUAGUGCGGAUCGGAGGUAAUAAACAGCACAAGAUGUUGUCGACUCCCUCCGUUCCUGAUUCUUGUUGUUGUUUGGACUAAAACCACCAUGACAAGAAUUAUGGAACGGAGGGAGCAGCUAGUUAUAUAUGUUGGCAGUUGGUUGUUACAGAAUGUAGCAGGUAGUACUAUAGGUAUAUAUGUUGGUAGUAACUUGUUGUUGUGAAAAUAAUAAUGGAAAUGUUGUUUGUUGUUGUA
Messenger RNA from Triticum dicoccoides, 3526 nucleotides. RefSeq names its product flocculation protein FLO11-like. The record is from RefSeq and is a predicted model, not a curated record. The transcript is spliced from 11 exons. Bases 1605 to 3146 code for a protein of 513 amino acids. Lineage: Eukaryota; Viridiplantae; Streptophyta; Magnoliopsida; Poales; Poaceae.